This is a messenger RNA of Leptopilina heterotoma, 4453 nucleotides long. RefSeq names its product G protein-coupled receptor kinase 5 (gene Gprk2). The transcript is spliced from 8 exons. Lineage: Eukaryota; Metazoa; Arthropoda; Insecta; Hymenoptera; Figitidae. The record is from RefSeq and is a predicted model, not a curated record. Gene Ontology annotation, cellular component: cytoplasm. The coding region runs from base 1464 to 3239 and encodes 591 amino acids. Gene Ontology annotation, biological process: regulation of signal transduction; signal transduction; protein phosphorylation. Gene Ontology annotation, molecular function: ATP binding; G protein-coupled receptor kinase activity.
CGUGGUCGUCGGCCAUUGUAACUCCUCGUUAGUUGUUACUCGAAUCCUCUCUCUUCCAGUGUGCUCUCCCAUCUCUCUCUUUCUGUACUCCGUGUCUUCCUCUCUUUCGCUCGUUCGGUAUAUUCCUCUUCGUCUCUCUUUCGGUAUUUCCCUCUCUCUCUGUCUCUCUUUCCCCGUGUUUCCUUCUCUCUCAUUUGUACCCUUAUCUAUAUCUCUCUGUGUAUAUUCAUCUUUCUCUCUCUCGUGCCGUAUUUUCUGUCUGCCCCCCUGCCUCCCUGGACCUUCCACAGCCACUCAACUUGCUCCCGCUCCAUCCCGCUCUUUACACUCAACAUACAGGGUGUCCCGUGAAAUACAAGUGCAUCGAGUCAGUGCAUCAGGGACCAUCAUCAUUAUCAUCUCUCGUUGAGUUUAUAAUUCGCAACGACGUGUUACGCCCAUUCUCUUUGAUAAAAACACGGGUGCAAAUAUUGCAGACACACAAAUAUAUAGCACUGUAUACAUAUAGGUACAACGUACAAUCGCGAGUGAAAAGAAGAAACCGAAAAAGAACGUGUGAUUUGAAAGUCUACAUUUGGAAGGCGAAUUGGCAAACAAGAGAAGAAGAAGAAAUCUUCAAUAACAUUAUAAUAGAAGCCAGGGGGAUUCGAGUCAAGAAAAAAGGAGUGAGUUAGAAAGAGAGAGAGAGAGAGAAAAAAAAAGACAGAUUACAACUGCGUUGGUUGCAAACGUUCUCUUGACGUCAUUGCCACGAGGACGACGACAUUCGCUUUAUCUCUGGGUUCAAGAAGGCAACUCCAAUGCGUUUCAUAUCCUUGUGAGGAUUCUUCCAAAGUCCCAAAGAAGCUUUUCAAAACGGAACGACAAACGACAAAACGUCGCCUGCGUCGUGAAAGUGAAAAAUUCCCCCCUAUAAAGUGAAAAUUAAAAAAAAAAGAAGAAACCAUGAGUUUAAAAAUUCAACAGAUCACAAUUCCAUCAAUUUGGCCAUUAUCCAUUAUUGAAGUACGGAUCGAUAAUCUUUUAUAAUUGUCCAUUUUCUACCAUCCGCGAAAUAAUGCGAGUGUAAAAAAUUAAGAGGAAAUAACGGAAGAAUGAAGUGAGAAAAAUUUCCUACUCGAAUUUUGCGAAAAAAGAAGAAAUUGGAAUCGAUCUUCAUUUUUUUGUUGUCAUCAUAAAUAUAUAUAAAAGAAGAGAAAUUUCCACGUGGCUGGUACACGAGGUUCUUCAAGGGGAGCGAGAGAAAAGAAAGGAAAAAGAAUUUCUUUUCUGAACAAUUGUUUGAAAAUAGAUGGGAGCAAGUCUGAUUGCAGACUGGGUGAUUAAGCCCGAAGAAAUAAGAUUUUUCAAUAUUCAAGUAUUAGAGGAUAUUUCACGAUCUCAUUUUCAUCAACGUUCUCAACAAAGCUGUCUUGGACAAUUCACCUUGGUUCGGCCACGUAAACUCGAUCAAGCUGGAAUUGAUGGAGUUGGAGAACAUCGUAGCAAAUACUGUGUACCUGAAAGCCAGAGAAGGUGGUGGUGACAGCAACAAAGGGAAGAGUAAAAAAUGGAGGAAAAUACUACAAUUUCCGCACAUAUCCCAGUGCAUUGGCCUAAAAGAUAAAUUGGAUAUAAGAUAUGGCUAUGUCGUCGAUCAGCAGCCGAUUGGUCGGCUACUAUUUCGGCAAUUUUGCCAGGAUAAGAAGCCAGCUUAUCAUAGUUACAAUCUAUUCCUAGACGCAAUUGAAAAAUACGAGAUUGAAAUGGACGAGAAUCGGACGGAAUUUGCUAAACGACUUUUUGAACAAUACCUGAAACGUGAGGGUUCCGAAGUCAUUGACAUUUUGAAUGAUUCGUUGAUUUCACAGUGCGAAGAGAGACUUGGCUCUGGUGGAAAGGAAAUUUUUGUUGAAAUCGCGCAAACAGUGAAAAAUUUCUUGGCCGGCGAGCCUUUCUCGAUUUUCCUCACCAGCUACUAUUUUCUCAGGUAUCUUCAAUGGAAAUGGUUGGAGGCGCAGCCAGUGACAUACAAAACAUUUCGAAUGUACAGAGUCUUGGGAAAAGGUGGUUUUGGCGAGGUGUGCGCCUGUCAAGUGAGAGCGACGGGUAAAAUGUACGCGUGCAAAAAAUUGGAGAAAAAGCGAAUAAAGAAACGUAAAGGCGAAUCAAUGGUGCUAAUCGAAAAGAAUAUAUUGCAAAAAAUUAAUUCGAAAUUUGUCGUCUCAUUGGCAUACGCGUACGAGACAAAGGACGCAUUAUGUCUCGUGCUCACAAUAAUGAACGGUGGCGAUCUUAAAUUCCACAUUUACAAUAUGGGCGGUGAUCCUGGUUUUGAUAUUAAUCGCGCCAGGUUCUACGCGGCCGAAGUCGUUUGCGGCCUUGAGCAUCUUCAUCUUCAAGGAAUUGUCUACAGAGACUGUAAGCCAGAAAAUAUUCUCCUCGACGAUCAUGGCCACGUGAGAAUAUCGGAUCUUGGUUUGGCGGUGGAAAUCACUGAGGACGAUAUGGUGAGAGGACGAGUUGGAACCGUUGGCUACAUGGCGCCGGAAGUUAUUGACAAUGAAAAGUAUACAUUCUCACCGGAUUGGUUUAGUUUCGGUUGUCUUUUAUAUGAGAUGAUUGAGGGUCAGGCGCCGUUUCGGGCCCGUAAGGAGAAGGUUGCGCGCGAGGAAGUCGAUCGACGUGUCAAGGAGGAUCAGGAAAAAUAUUCGCAUAAAUUCACUGAGGAGGCAAAGAGUCUUUGUCAACAGCUCUUGAAAAAGAGUCCAAAAAAUCGACUUGGCUGUAAAUGCGGAAGACAUGGGGCGAAGGAAGUGAAGCUUCAUAGUUUUUUUCAGUGCUUGAAUUGGAAAAGGGUCGAAGCCGGUAUGUGGGAACCGCCGUUUGUGCCCGAUCCACAUGCAAUUUACGCUAAGGAUGUUUUGGACAUUGAGCAGUUCUCGACAGUAAAGGGUAUCAAUUUGGACGCGACGGAUGAUACAUUUUACAGCAAGUUCAAUACCGGAAGUGUAUCUAUUCCCUGGCAAAAUGAGAUGAUAGAGACGGAGUGUUUCAAGGAACUUAACGUACUUGGUUUAAACAAUGCACCCACUCUUGAUUUACUGAUAAACCAUUCUCCACCCAAUAAUGAGAAUAGAGGCUGCUUCCCCUUUAGGAGAAAGAAGAAACAGAGUGCACGCACAAGACAGAUGCCAAUAAUGGAGCCCUAUUUACUAGAAUGGUUAGAGAAUCUGCAUUGUGAAAUGCCUGCCAGCUGAUCCAGAAUGGAAUCUGGAAUUUUAAGCACAUCGACAAUGACGAUGCAUCGUUCGGGAAUAAUUCGUCGUUUUAUCGCAAUAAUACAACGAUAUUUUCGCGAGAGCACACAGCAAGUGAUGGACGAUCCAUACGAUAUGUACUGUAUGUCGUCUACAAUUUAGACAAUUGUUUGGGACUGAGAUGGGAUAUUCGUCUCAAGUUGAACGACAUUUUUUUGGGGCAAAGGCAACUUAAUUAUUAUUCAAUUUCAUCAAAUGCGAGAUUCUUAUUUUUCCCUCAUUUUCUCUAUGAGAAUUAUUUUCAUUCUCCACGUCUUAUAUUUCUAUUUUUCCGGUGAAAGUUCAAGUUUAAUGCGAAUGAGAAAAGUUUUUAUUUCCUUUUUUUUCGGGGGGAAUUUUUUUAAAAAUAUUUUUAUCAUUAUCCAAAGAGUCUUUGUGUUUUUUUUUCUUCAAAAUUUCUAUUUUUCUAAAAAAAAUUUUUUUGUUUUUUUGGAGAGAGAGAGACCUUUUUUCUUUUUUUCUUGAAAUCAAGGUGGAAAUUCCUUGAAAUUCUAAUCCGUUGGGUUUAAUGCUAUACUCAAUGAAAUCAAAGAUCUGAGCACAAAAUAGUCAUUUUGCCGAAAGAAGAUCGGCGUUAAUGAAACGAAGUUUAGUCCUAGGGUUUAUUUUAAUUUUUUUUUUUUUAGUGAGGAAAUACAUUUUUAUUAGGCAAUCGUACCUAGAUCAUUUGCAUACGCUUAGUUAGGGACUAGAAUCAUUGUAACAGUACUUUCCGCGAAAAGACAAAAGAGACAAAAAAAACUUGAGUCGUGUGGUUAAGGGGGAGAAAUUAAUAAAAUAUAUUGGACUGAAAAAGUUCCUAUUUCUUUUUUUUGCACAAAAAAAUAUCGGCAUUUUGAUAAAGAAAAAAUUUCGGAAAUAGAAAAUACAAAAUUUUGUCACAAUCCUUUGAAAUACGAAAUAGCACAAAUGGUACAAUUUUGUAUGAAUUGGCAGGAUAUGUAUUCAUACAGUUUUCCUUUUUAAAGCGUAUUUUCGUGAUAUUUUUUUAAGAAAGAAUAUUUUUAACGUGCUUAUUUUUUUUAAAUUGAAAACAAAUACUUUUUAUUCUCAUACUCUUGUAUUGUUGAUGAAACUUUUUUGAUAAAAACAUGGUUUUACAUUUUACAAAAGAAAUAUUCAAUGAUAUUUUUUUGUUUUUAAAUAAGUACCUU